AUGGCAUUCCAAGAUCCAACUUACGACCAGAAUAAAAGCAGACACAUCAACAACAGUCACUUGCAAGGGCCAAACCAGGAAACAAUAGAAAUGAAAUCUAAACACGUAUCAUUCAAACCCUCUAGAGACUUCCAUACAAACGAUUACUCGAAUAACUACAUUCAUGGGAAGUCGCUACCGCAACAGCAUGUUACUAAUAUUGAGAAUAGGGUUGAUGGCUAUCCAAAACUUCAGAAAUUAUUUCAGGCGAAAGCUAAACAAAUAAAUCAAUUUGCCACUACGCCAUUUGGGUGUAAAAUCGGAAUAGAUUCCAUUGUUCCAACGUUGAAUCACUGGAUACAGAACGAAAAUUUGACUUUCGACGUGGUGAUGAUUGGCUGCUUAACAGAAAAUCAGUUUAUUUACCCAAUUUUAACCCAAUUGCCAUUGGAUAGAUUGAUCUCCAAACCAGGUUUCCUGUUCAUCUGGGCCAAUUCUCAAAAAAUCAAUGAACUUACUAAACUUUUGAAUAAUGAAAUAUGGGCUAAAAAGUUUAGAAGAAGUGAAGAAUUGGUUUUUGUUCCUAUUGACAAGAAAUCACCGUUUUAUCCAGGUUUAGAUCAGGACGAUGAAACGUUGAUGGAAAAAAUGCAAUGGCACUGUUGGAUGUGUAUCACAGGUACAGUAAGGAGGUCUACAGAUGGACAUCUUAUUCAUUGUAACGUAGACACUGACUUGAGUAUCGAAACGAAGGACACCACUAAUGGUGCUGUACCAUCCCAUUUGUAUCGUAUUGCAGAAAACUUCUCUACCGCGACUAGACGAUUACAUAUUAUUCCUGCAAGGACUGGUUACGAGACACCCGUCAAAGUAAGACCUGGCUGGGUUAUAGUGAGCCCAGAUGUUAUGUUGGAUAACUUCUCACCCAAGAGAUAUAAAGAAGAGAUAGCUAAUUUAGGUUCGAAUAUCCCAUUAAAAAAUGAGAUUGAGCUGUUAAGACCAAGAAGUCCAGUACAAAAAGCACAAUAA
Molecule: messenger RNA, 1008 nt
Organism: Saccharomyces cerevisiae S288C
Lineage: Eukaryota; Fungi; Ascomycota; Saccharomycetes; Saccharomycetales; Saccharomycetaceae
Gene: KAR4
Product: Kar4p
Exons: 1
Coding region: 1-1008 (335 amino acids)
Cellular component (GO): RNA N6-methyladenosine methyltransferase complex; cytoplasm; nucleus
Source: RefSeq, marked reviewed